UAAAAGUGCAUGAAAUAUUGUUUAGGUUUUUUUAUUUUAUUUUAUGAGCGAAAGCCAUCAUAUGGGAAUUGUGUUAAACAACAUUAUUUGUGAUUAAUAAGUGAUAUAUGUAUGUAUGUGAAAGAUUUACGAAAAAACGUAAAACGCUUUAGCGAAAAUGUUAAAGACAUUAUUUCGAAAUUCAAUAUUUGUAAAGGAAUAAGCCUAAAUAUAUAAAUACAACUGAAACUAAAUGUGUUUAAAAACUUGCAAAGGCGAAAUAGUGGCGUUGGAGUGUGUUACAUGUGUAAAAGGUUCACACUAAAAAUGGUUUAUUCAAGAACGUUUAUGAGAAAAAUUAUGAUAUGAAGGAACAUAUAAAUGAUGAGACGGAAAUCAAAAUAAAUAGUUAUAUUAAGCAAAUAAAUAUAAUUCAUAAAAGACAACCUACAACCUACAACUCUUGGGAGACUAAUAUGGCAAACACAAUUUCCAUUAUGUCCAAUGCCAUACGCAAUGCAGUGAGCAAGAAACGUAUACGUUAUAAGGAGAAAGGAUAUGAUUUGGAUCUGACCUAUAUUUGCUCUAAUAUUAUCGCAAUGGGAUAUCCCGCCCCGGAUAAAAUCGAAGGCAUUUACAGAAAUCGAUUGGACGACGUGUUAAAGUUUUUAGAUGAGAAUCACGGUGAUCAUUACAAAAUAUAUAAUUUGUGUCUAGAACGCAGCUACGACAGCAGUAAAUUUCAUGGGAGAGUUGCAAUUUAUCCGUUUGAAGACCAUAACCCUCCCACAAUUGAGUUAAUACAACGUUUUUGUCAUGAUGUUGAGUCUUGGCUUAAUGCCGACCUGUUAAAUGUCGUGGCCGUGCAUUGCAAAGCUGGAAAAGGAAGAACCGGUACCAUGAUAUGCGCAUAUUUGGUUCAUUGUCGAUUCAAGAGAACAGCAGAUGAAGCACUGGCUUGGUAUGAUGAAAAGCGUACGAAAGAUCGAAAAGGGGUUACAAUUCCAUCUCAACGUAGAUAUGUUCAGUAUUAUUCAAAUUUAAUCCCAGAUGUUCGGUACAAAGUUAUAAGUCUUUACGUCUGUGAAAUUCGAUUUGCUGAGGCAAGCUUCUUAAAUAAUCUUGGCACAGUGCAAUGCUCGAUUUCUGAUAUGCAGGACUCUGCAGCAGAAAAGACUAAAGCGCAACGACUGAAAACGUGGAAAAUAGAUUUCCAGAAAUCUUCAAUAUUGGAUAUUAGUAACUCACCAUUAACAGUUUCUGGUGAUAUUAAAGUUGAACUUGCACAAAAGUCAUCAAAGAAGAUAAUUUGCCAUUUUUGGUUAAAUACAUUCUUUGUGUAUGGUAAUGCUGAUUGCGAAAACGAUGGAAAAUUUAUGUACACUUUAAAUAAGUCCGAAAUUGAUGGUGCACAUAAAGAUAAAGAUCACAAGUCGUUUUCCGAGGAUUUUAAGAUCUCUAUUGUAUUUGAAAAAGAAAAACGUUCCGACUGUAUACACACUGAACCCUCAGUAAAAAAUAAAUGGAGCAAUAAACGAAACUCGGAUAAUUUUCCUGGUGACAAUGAUAGGAAUCUUAACAGUGAGGGCUCUGAUUUAAACUCUCCGUCCUCAAGUAGUUUUUUUGAACGUAAUGGUCCAUUUCACACCAGUGAUGAAAGAAGUGCAACUAAAUCUCAUCAAUUGGAACAAAAUGGAAAAAUUACUAAAAAUCAAUGUGAAAAAUCAACCAUCUCAAAAACUUCUGCGAUGCCAUCGAAACGCAAACAGUCUUCAUUAAAAUCCUCCUCAUUAAGCGCUAAUAAUACCUCAUCAAGCAAGGACAUCAAAAAGCAGCAUAUUUUAAACCAACCGUCCGUUACACAAUCGGGUUCAAUAGAGUGGCAAAAUGAUUCAAGUAUAAUGUAUGAGAACUCAUCAGAUAGUCAACGCAUAUUCGAUCGUUGCAAUAUUCCUAAGCCUAUUGCUGGAUCUGAUAAGAUCUUCGAACAAGAGUCAUACAUUAAUUGUAAGCGAAUGCCUCCAGAUUUUAACCAGGGUAGUGAAGAAGGCAAUGAAGAUUGGGAAUCCGAUGAUUCAGAAUACCUCUAAAGAUGUGGAAAAAAUCUACUAUAGAUGGCGAUCUACAGCAAAUUAAUUUAUAGUUGUCGAAAUUUGUAAAUACAAUUAUAUAGAAUUAAUAAGACUUAAUUAAGUACGUUUAAAAAUUGUAAAGAAUAUUUCUAUAUUAAUGUGAACUGCCUGUUGCUUAGUUGAAAAUGGUCAUUUCAAAUUAUGUUCAGAUCCAGCGAAAACGGAGGCCUGUUUUCAAAAGAUGUCACGUCUUAAUCGCAUUGCCGAAAGUUGACAACAGUCGUAGAAAUUUUAAGGACCCAGGAUCUUAGAAUAUCCGAAAAUUUCCUUUGAAACAACUCUUUAUCUUGACGAAUCUCCACACUUACACAGUUUUUAAAGCUGUAAAUUUCGAAAUAACGAAUAAAAAUAAUAUUUUUAAAUUGU
This is a messenger RNA of Drosophila innubila, 2477 nucleotides long. It is a transcript of the gene Pten, whose product is annotated as phosphatidylinositol 3,4,5-trisphosphate 3-phosphatase and dual-specificity protein phosphatase PTEN. Gene Ontology annotation, cellular component: nucleus; plasma membrane; cytosol. Gene Ontology annotation, biological process: phosphatidylinositol dephosphorylation; cell motility; regulation of phosphatidylinositol 3-kinase/protein kinase B signal transduction. Gene Ontology annotation, molecular function: protein tyrosine phosphatase activity; phosphatidylinositol-3,4,5-trisphosphate 3-phosphatase activity. Bases 345 to 2069 code for a protein of 574 amino acids. NCBI's taxonomy places the organism in Eukaryota, Metazoa, Arthropoda, Insecta, Diptera, Drosophilidae. The transcript has 11 exons. The record is from RefSeq and is a predicted model, not a curated record.